GGCAUGGGCGGGCUCGGAAAAACCACUCUUGCCCAGCUAGUUUAUAAUGAUGAUGAAGUUAAGAAACAUUUUGAACUCAAGGCAUGGGUUUGUGUCUCUGAAGAAUUCGAUAUUUCUCGGGUCACAAAAACGGUGCUUCAAUCAGUGUCUCCAACUUCUUCUAAGGAUGUUACAGACCUAAAUUCCCUACAAGUGGAGUUGAAAGAGAAGUUAACGGGACGGAAGUUCUUGAUCGUUUUAGAUGAUGUUUGGAAUGAGAGUUAUGUUGAUUGGGAGGACUUGAGGAUUCCUUUCAAAGAUGGGGCUCAUGGAAGCAAGAUUAUCGUGACAACAAGAAGCAAAAAGGUUGCUUCUAUCAUGGGAACAGUUUCGAGCCAUAUUCUGAAGGAAUUAUCAAAUGAAGCUUGUUGGGAACUCUUUGCAAAGCAUGCUUCUGGAGCUGGAGACUUUACUGCCCGUCGGGAUCUAGAAAGAAUUGGGAGAGAAAGCGUAAAGAAAUGCAAAGGCGUGCCGUUAGCUCUAAAAACACUUGGAGGACUAUUGCGCUCUACGUUGGAUGUUGGGGAAUGGGAAAAAAUAUUGAAGAGUGAUAUUUGGGAUUUUACAGAUGAGCAGAGCAAAAUUCUUCCAGCUUUGAGAUUGAGUUACCAUUAUCUCCCUUCUCCCUUAAAACGAUGUUUUGCUUAUUGUUCAGUAAUUCCCAAGGACCGUGAAUUUGAAAAGGAGGAUUUGAUCUUACUAUGGAUGGCGGAAAAUCUUCUGGAGCAGCCAAAGAGAAGUAAGAGAAUGGAAGAAGUGGGUGAUGAGUACUUUAAUGAUUUAGUAUCUAGAUCAUUUUUUCAACAACAAAGUAACGACAGCCGUUCCAUUUUUGGCGAUGAGUCAUUCUACAAUAUAGUCUGUGUUAGACUUUAUAACUGCAAAUAUUGCCUGAAUUUGCCCCCACUUGGUCAAUUGCCGUCCCUCAAAGAACUUUAUAUUUCAGGAUUUGAUGCAAUAGUAAGGGUGGGUCCUGAGUUUUGUGGGAGUAGCUCAUCAAGUGCAAAGCCUUUUGCAUCGUUGGAAAGCCUGAGGAUCAAUGAUAUGUCAAACUGGGAGGAAUGGUUAAUGCCAGAUGAAGCUUUCCCAAAGCUUAAAUCGCUUUCUAUAUGUCGUUGCAAGAAGCUUACUGGAGACUUGCCUCACCUCCUUCCAUAUUUGACAGAGUUUUCCAUCUGGGCAUGUCCAGAACUUGCUUCUUCCCUCCCAAUGAUGCCAAUCGUCAACAAUGUAGACCUUGUAAACUGUGAGAAGAUUACUGGAUAUGAUGUUGUAGAAUCAUUUGUGUGUCUUGAACAUCUUGAAAUCUGCAAGUCUCUUGAGUCAACAACUUGUAGGUCCCUUCCUGCUGGCUUGAAAUGGCUUGAGUUCUGGAAUUGCCAGAAUUUAGAGAUUCCUCUGCUCAACUCAUAUGACUGCCCCAAUCUGACUGACAUUUGGAUUUGGAAUUGCGAAAAGAGGAAGGGCUGGUGCCUAGCACUAUCACAGAGCUUCAAAUCCGGGAUCUUGAAUGGCUUAAAACACUGGACAGCAAUGGGCUUCAACAACUCACCUCUUUAACUUCACUUUCUAUCGGAUGGUGUUAUAACUUGCAGACAAUUACAGAAAAAGGGCUUCCGUCCUCUCUUCAAAACUUUGAGUUGUCUGUCUGUCCUUUGCUGGAGAAAAAGUGCGAGAGGGAGAAAGGGGAGUAUUGGAACAAGAUUGCUCACAU
This is a messenger RNA of Morus notabilis, 1753 nucleotides long. RefSeq names its product putative disease resistance RPP13-like protein 1. Gene Ontology annotation, biological process: defense response to other organism. Bases 4 to 1599 code for a protein of 531 amino acids. The record is from RefSeq and is a predicted model, not a curated record. Gene Ontology annotation, molecular function: ADP binding. The transcript has 3 exons. Lineage: Eukaryota; Viridiplantae; Streptophyta; Magnoliopsida; Rosales; Moraceae.